UCUGCCACCGUCACUGUCCUUGCCCGUGUUUGCCCUUGCCGAGGCCAUGGAGGUCACGGCAUACACAGGGCCAUGGCUGCCAGAAGGCAGUGCUGGGGGAGCUCUGCUCAUCCAGUGCUGCCUCAUGGGGUGUAGCCCACUCUGAGGGCUGAGCUAGGGGCCCCCUGUGCCAUGUUAGCCAGUCUCCCUGGGGGUGGUGAGCUCUCAGCCCAGGCCAGCCCGGCCCUGCUGAGAUUGGGAGGGCUCUGCUCUGCUGGAUCACAGCAAAGACCAUCUCGCUGGAGCUGGCAGCCUGUCCUACAGGCACUGCACAGUUUCUCUCGUCCCCGCAGUGGGGACUCAUUCCCAGCCCUCUCUAAGCUGCUGCUCCCUGCUGCAGUUUUGGUGCAGAACCUGCACCUCUGCGAGGGCUACGUGGGCCCUGAUGGCCAUUCCCACCCCGGCUUCUACUGCCCGCGGCUGACAGACCCCCCUGGCCACCGCUACUGUUGCCAGCCCAGCGUGGACGCUCUCAAGUCCUGCUGCUCUCAACUGGCCCUGGAAGCCCUCACUGGAGUGAACCUCUCCAGCCUGGCACGCCCUGGUCUACUCCGGAACCCGCUGGCCCUGCCCUUCGUGGGGCUCUAUGGGCUCCUUGUCCUCCUGCUUAUGGCCAUCGACCUCUGCCACUUCUACUGGACCCGACGCUGCCACCUCGGCCGCCUGCUGCCCUGUGCCUGUCGCGUGCCCUGUGCACCCCCGGGGGGCCACCUGGCCGGCACCCGGCCUUGCCACCGCGCCGCCACACUGACACGCCCCAGCCGGGGCUGCUGA
This is a messenger RNA of Corvus hawaiiensis (hawaiian crow), 813 nucleotides long. Its product is annotated as protein shisa-like-1a. The coding region runs from base 172 to 813 and encodes 213 amino acids. Lineage: Eukaryota; Metazoa; Chordata; Aves; Passeriformes; Corvidae. The record is from RefSeq and is a predicted model, not a curated record. The transcript has 2 exons.